UGCAAGUCGAGGCAAUGGUGUACGCAGUUGGCGGCAAGCAAACGGGUACCCAGGCAGAUGCAGUGCACACCUGGAUAAGAGGGUACACAUGUCCAAGUGCUCUACCAAGUGCCAAAGUCGAUGCUUGAGUAGGUGCACCAGUCAACUAACGACAGGGGCCAGGGCGGGUCGGGUCCCAGGGGCCAGACACACACACACACAUAACUUGCCCUCUCCCUCUCUCCCCACACGCGAUCAACACACGCACACACACACACAUCCUCUUCUUACUUUCUGCACUCUGCCAUACUGCCGUAUCUACACAACCACAUACUGGUACGCUUCUGCCCUCCGCUCUCGCACCCAAACCAUCGCUGUCACAUACACGCACAUGCCGGCCAUGUUUCCUUUUCCCAAGCAACAUGGCUUUCACGUGCUAUACAUGCGUACAUACCUUGUACAUAGCGUCGUCCACUGACCGCACUUCCAGAACAGAACCUCUGCCAAACCAUGGCCGCUGAGAAUGCGCCCUUGGACCCUUACAACUCCAUUCGCUACAUCCAACAGUCGUACGACAUCAACGACUCCCACGCCUCGGCUCUGAACCUCGUCCUCGCCUUGCGUCCCCAAUGGCGGGAAUCCCAAGACACCAUCGAAUUUGUGCGCUUCACCGAUGGCAUCACAAAUACAGUAUGUUACCAUCCGGCCACUGCAUACCACAUCGUAUCCAGCCAUCUCAUGAAGGCCGUCAACAAGAGACCGGGCACCUCCAAAUCCGACAUUGAUCGCGAUGCCAUUCUACUACGCGCCUAUGGCAAAGGCACCGAUGUGUUGAUAGACCGUAAAAAGGAAACAUCGUCGCAUUGCCUGCUCGCUCGACACAACCUGGCUCCCUCUCUGCUUGCGCGCUUCGACAACGGUCUCCUCUACAAUUUUAUACAGGGCGACGUGUGCCAGCCUGUCGAUCUUCGCAGGCCGGAAGUAUGGCGAGGUGUAGCGCAGAGACUUGGACAAUGGCAUGCUACCUUACCAAUAUCGAGCAUCAGCACAACGUGUCCAACCCCAACUGAGAUCACCCCCUCAAACAAGCGUGCUUCGUUGGUAGCCAUUUCUCAACUGACGCCCGGAAAACCCAUCCCAAACAUAUGGACCAUCAUGCAGAAGUGGAUUCUUGCGCUGCCCAUAAGCACCACCACGCAAGUUCAUCGCCGCGACGAAUUACAGCGUGAGCUGGAGUGGCUGGUCAACCAGCUAGGUGAUUCUCCCGGCAUUGGCGGCUCAAACCCCUUCGUCUUCGCCCAUUGCGACCUCUUGAGCGGCAAUGUCAUUGUUGAGUCAGCGCCAUCUUCCGCUGCCGCCUCUCGCCGCUCUAGUGCAUCCGACGUCUCUGAUGGUGAUGAAGAAGCUGCUGCUUCCGUGUCUUUUAUUGAUUACGAGUAUGCUUCCCCCGCCCCUGCUUCCUUCGACAUUGCAAACCACUUUGCGGAAUGGGGGGGUUUUGAUUGCGACUAUACGGCGUUGCCCACGCGCCACGUCCGCCGGUGCUUCCUCCGCGAAUAUCUUCGUAGCUUUGCCGGGCAUCUGAAUCGCACAUACAACGAGUCGGAGCUGGAUGACGCGUUGGAACAAGUGGACAGGUUUCGAGGCGUACCCGGCUUUUACUGGGGCAUAUGGGCUCUGAUCCAGGCUCAAAUCUCCUUGAUCGAGUUCGACUACGCUGGGUAUGCUGAAAUCAGGUUAGGUGAGUACUGGGCGUGGAAGCGUGAGACUAGCGGCGCGAGGGCAAAGGCUGGAGAUGAAAUGCCGUUACGGGAAAGAAUAUGGGCGAAGGAAUGA
Molecule: messenger RNA, 1815 nt
Organism: Periconia digitata
Lineage: Eukaryota; Fungi; Ascomycota; Dothideomycetes; Pleosporales; Periconiaceae
Source: the annotation of a GenBank genome assembly